This is a messenger RNA of Rhizophagus irregularis DAOM 181602=DAOM 197198, 4926 nucleotides long. RefSeq lists its product as uncharacterized. Lineage: Eukaryota; Fungi; Glomeromycota; Glomeromycetes; Glomerales; Glomeraceae. Gene Ontology annotation, biological process: transmembrane transport. Gene Ontology annotation, molecular function: ATP hydrolysis activity; ABC-type transporter activity; ATP binding. Gene Ontology annotation, cellular component: fungal-type vacuole membrane. The record is from RefSeq and is a predicted model, not a curated record.
AUGGAUAUAAUGGAAUCAUUAGAGACAAUACCGUCCGUAGUAGUAGUUUCACUAAGUUCAAUAAUUUUAUUCUUUCAGGGGAUUAGUAGUUGCAAACCCUGUGGAUAUCAAGAACUAUCAAGCAAAGAUACAGGUGAUAUUCCAAUUGGUAGUACACGUUUUUCAACCGUAAAAAGGGAUGUAGCAAAGAUCGUAAUUAUCCUUUUACAAAUUGGACUAUUUGGAUUUUUAUUUUAUUUGAGAUAUAUACGAAAUGAAAAUGAACAAAAUGAAUACAGUAUUUUGUUAAAUAUUGCAUUAAUGAUUUGCUGGUCAUAUGCUUUGAUUUUAACAGUAAUUGGUAUAACAUCAGGUUCAAGAAAAUGGGGAUGGAUUAUAAAUUUCCAUCUGACAGCAUUUUAUUUAACUGCAGUAUUUUGUUCUUUAUUACAAAUUCGUUCCGCUUUAUACUCUCACUCUAAUUCUGUAAACUUUUCUAAAAUAAAACGAAUUGAAGUUUUAAUUUCCUUAGCAAAUUUCAUUUUAUCUCUUAUAAUAACAAUAGUUUCUAUUACAACUCCUCGAGGUCCUCCAUUAAUAAAUAAUAAUAGACCAGUUUAUGCAACCGAGUAUUGUUCAUUAUGGGAUUUUAUUAUGUUCAACAUAGUAGAUCUAUUAAUGAAAAAGGCCUAUUAUCAAUCUUCACUCAGUGAUUCUGAUUUUGAUCAAUUACCUUAUUCGUUAAGAACCUCUCCAUUGUACAAUUACUUUAAAAGACGGCGGGAUCGUUCUCUGUUAUAUCGAAUAGUAGAAGCAAAUAAGAAAGUUAUUUUAAUUCAAUUAUUAUUCACCGUAAUUACGGGAAUACUUUAUUAUGCUCCUUUUGCAUUCCUUUAUCGAUUUAUCGAAUUUAUUCAAAAUUAUCAAUAUGGAGAAAAGUUAGAAUGGGGUAUUAUUUAUAUACUUGCAAUGUUUCUUUCAAAUGUGAUCUUACAAUUAUCAGUAGCACAAGUUUGGUAUUGGUCUUCAUGCGUAUUACAAGUUGUUGUAAAAGCACAACUUAAUUCUGAAAUUUAUUCAAAAUCUUUGAAAAGAUAUGAUUCUACUAUUACUUCGUUUGAUGAUGAUGAUGAUGAUGAUGACGAAAAGGAAGACGAGAAUUCCGGAAAAGAUAAUGAAGAUGCGGAUGAUGAAGAUCAAAAUAAUCAAAAUAGCACUGUUGGAAAAAUUACAAACUUAAUGGCAGUAGAUUCUAAUAGAAUAUCAGAAUUUGCAACUUGGUGGAGUAGCAUCGUUGAUUGCCCUAUCGAGUUGGGUGUGGGAUUUUAUUUUUUGUAUCAAUUAUUAGGUAGUAGUUGUUUAUAUGGACUAUUAGUGAUGGUUUUAAUAUUACCAAUUAAUCAUAAAACCGCAAAAAGUUAUAACAUAACUCAGGAUAAAUUAAUGAAAGCAAGGGACAAAAGAGUUAAUUUGAUGAAUGAGGUAUUGCAAGGAAUUCGUAUGGUUAAAUUUUAUGCGUGGGAAAAAAAUUGGGAAAAUCGUAUAUUAGAUUCGCGUAAUUCAGAGCUCAAACAACUUCGUAGUACUUAUAUUCAACUGACAUUAUUCGAUUUAGUAUGGAUCGUUUCUCCUGUGCUAGUAACAAUUGUAUCGUUUUACAUUUUCACCAAAGUUCAAGGAAACGAAUUAACAGCAUCAAUAGCUUUUACCUCUUUGUCAAUAUUCUUUGAAUUAAGAUUUGCUCUUAAUAUAUUGCCCGAAGUAUUUAUGGAUGGUUCACAGGCUUAUGUUAGUUUAAAGAGAAUUGAAAAUUUUUUGAAUGAGGAUGAAAUUACUGAUUCAGAAUUAGAGAAUGGAGAUAAUUCAUUAGGACGAGGGAGUAAAAUUGCUUUUGAGAAUGCUACUAUUACUUGGAAUAGACUUGGUGAUGAAAAAAUUAAUGCCGAAGAACAAGAAUUUAAAAUGAGAAAUUUAAAUUUAGAUUUUCCCAUUGGAAAAUUAAGUAUAAUAUGUGGACCAACAGGAUCAGGAAAGACUCUAUUAUUAAUGUCACUACUUGGAGAAACUAACGUGAUAAGUGGAAGAGUAUAUUGUCCAAAGUCUCCAGCAGAUCUAGUAACCUAUGAUCUUAAUCCAUCGAAUUGGAUAUUGUCAAAUAGUGUUGCAUUGGUUUCUCAACAAGCUUGGCUUCAGAAUGCUUCCAUUAGGUCAAAUAUUAUUUUUGGUCUACCUUAUGAUGAAGAAAGAUAUGAGGCUGUGAUAAAAAUGUGUUCCCUAGAAAUAGAUUUGGAAAUUUUUGAAGAUGGUGAUAUGACAGAGAUUGGAGAGAAAGGAAUUACUCUUUCAGGAGGACAAAAGCAAAGAAUUUCUCUAGCAAGAGCGGUUUAUUCUAGAGCACAGCUUAUCUUGAUGGACGAUGUUUUAAGUGCAGUUGACACACAUACUGCUAGGCAUUUAAUGAAUAAUUGUAUAUUGGGUGAUUUUAUGAAAGGACGAACGAUUAUUUUAGUUACGCAUCACAUAAGAUUAGGUUUGAGUGGAGCUUCUUACUUGGUUUCCGUAGAUAAUGGUAAAAUAACAGUAUCAGGAGCGAUAAGCGACUUGAAGAGUUCUGGUAAAUUAAGUACAAUAUUAGAAGAAGCUGAUAGUAGGUCUGAAGAUGUUAAAGAUUCAGCAGAAUUAGCAGCAGAAAAAGUAGCAAAAGAUGACGCAGAUAAAGCAAAAUUCCAUCAUGUAGUUGGAGCUUCAACUGCAUCAACUUCUACAGCCGUAGAAAACGUUGAAAAUGAAGUUAAUUUAAGUGAUGUGCAAAAAGCAAAAAAGAAAAAUUUCAAAAAACCUAAGAUUCUCGUUGAAGAAGAAGCACGUCCGACUGGAGCUGUUAGAUUAAGGAUAUAUAAGACUUAUGUCCGUGCUAAUGGAUAUGUAAUAUUCUGGUCUUUAGUCGUAAUAAUUUAUAUUGUAACUAGGACGACUCAGAUCAUGGAAAGCUGGUGGCUAAAAGUAUGGUCAAAUGCAAAUUUAGAAAAUGAUAUCAGUAACAAUUAUACAUCAAUAUAUGAGAUUUCCCCUUUUUUGACUUCAAUAAAUAUAGCAACAAUUUCACAAAUUUUUACUCCAACUUAUUUAUUAAAUCAACAAAUCGAAAGGAUUUUAUCAGCAAGUAUUCUUCCAUUUAAUUAUGAUGAUGAUAAUCAAGAACAUACUGAAGAACAUAGUAUAGAUUAUUAUUUGAACAUUUAUAUAUUAAUUACAUUGAUAUCUAGUCUUUUUGGAGUUGCAAGAUUUAUCAUACUUUAUUAUGGGAGUUUAAAAGCUUCAAAAAAAUUACAUAAAACUUUGCUUCAUCAAGUCCUUAGAGCUCCGCUUAGAUUUUUCGAUACUACACCUGUUGGAAGAAUCCUUAAUAGAUUCAGCAAGGAUUUUGAAACUAUUGACAGUAAAAUAUCAGGUGAACUUGCUUGGGUUUUAUCUAAUAUCCUUACGACAAUUACUAUUACAUUUGUGAUAACAGCCAUCACAAAAGAAUUUAUUGUCGCUGCCAUUAUAGCUGGCGUUAUUUACGUGAUAGUUGGAAUAUUAUACCUUAAUGCUUCUCGAGAGUGUAAAAGAUUGGAUUCUGUGACAAGGUCACCUUUGUAUUCACAUUUUACGGAAACUUUGAUAGGAAUUACAACAAUCAGAGCAUAUGGCGCUACGAAGCGAUUUAUGCAAGAUACAUUUGAUAAGAUUGAUACAAAUCAUCGAGCGUGUUUUAAUAUGUGGAUUGCCAAUAGAUGGUUAUCAAUCCGUUACAAUUUAUCUGGUGCAGUUUUAUCUUUCUUUGCUGGCAUAUUUUUACUUUACAAUAUAGACACAAUAGAUUCAGGUUUAGCAGGAUUGUCAUUAUCAUUUGCAAUAAACUUCUCAGAAAUAAUUAUGUGGACAAUAAGAAGAUAUUCUUUAUUAGAAAUGAGUUUUAAUGCUGUUGAAAGAGUGUGCGAAUUUUCAGAAUUGCCACAAGAAGCUCAUGCCAAAAUAUUUCCGGGACCUCCAGCUGCCUGGCCAUAUGAAGGAAAAAUUAAAGUAGAAAAUUUAGAAGUUAAAUAUGCAGAAGAUUUAGAACCAGUAUUACAUCAUAUUAGUUUUAGUGUUAAAGGAGGUGAGAAAGUCGGAAUCGUAGGAAGGACGGGAUCAGGAAAAUCAACGAUAGCAUUAUCAUUAUUUAGAUUUGUUGAACCAUCCAAUGGAAAAAUAUCAAUUGAUGAUAUUGAUAUUAGCUCAAUUGGACUUGAAGAUUUAAGAUCAAAAAUUACAAUUAUACCACAAGAUCCUAUACUUUUUAGCGGAACAAUCCGUUCGAAUUUAGAUGUAUUAUCAGAAUAUGAAGAUUUUGAAAUUUUAUCUUCAUUGAAACGUGUUCAUUUAAUACCGUCCGACGUAGAACAAAUUAUUGCUUCAGAUACUUCAUCAUUUAGAACAUUGGAUAGGAGAGGAAGUGUGGGUGGUAAAAGUUUAGCGAGUAGGAGAGGAAGUAGAGGUUCAAAUGUGUACGAUAACGUAAACGUAUUUAAGGAUUUGGAUACACCUGUAAGUGAAGGUGGUAGAAACUUUAGUCAAGGACAAAGGCAAUUAUUGUGUUUGGCUAGAGCUUUAUUGAGAAGCAGUAAAGUGAUUUUAAUGGAUGAAGCUACUGCAAGUAUCGAUUUCGCUACUGAUGAAAAGAUACAACAGAUGAUCAGAACCGAAUUCAUAGAUUGUACUAUUAUGUGUAUUGCACAUCGAUUGAGAACCAUUAUUGAUUAUGAUAGGAUAUUAGUACUUGAUCAAGGUAAUAUAAUAGAAUUUGAUAGUCCUCAUAAUCUAAUAACAAAUCAUGAAUCUUUAUUCUAUAAAAUGUGUCAAAAUUCCGGUGAAUUUGAUCAAUUAAUGUCUUUAGCUUUAAAGAAAGGCAAUAAAGACGUUUAG